Molecule: messenger RNA, 317 nt
Organism: Ilex paraguariensis (yerba mate)
Lineage: Eukaryota; Viridiplantae; Streptophyta; Magnoliopsida; Aquifoliales; Aquifoliaceae
Source: the annotation of a GenBank genome assembly
AUGGAAAGGGUGGAGGAUCGGGACAGAGAAAGGGAGAGGGAGAAAGCAAACCUUUUGAAGGAGGAUAUGGAUGCAAGUGUGGCCUCUAAGAGGCGUAAGCUCAAAAGAGAGCAUCUGCCAUCUGAACCUGGUGAAUAUUCACCAGUAGCCCCUCCCCCACCUCCUCUUUCAAGUGGUAUCCCUCAAUCAUAUGACGGAAGAGAAAGAGGUGACCGAAAGGGGGCAAUGGUCUCACGUCCGGGUUACUUGGAGGAGCCAGCUCUGAGGAUGCAUGGCAAAGAAGCAGCCAGCAAGAUGACCCAUCGCGACACUGACCA